UCAUAAACCAAAACACAAAGAAAAACACUUUACAACAGAUUAUCGAUUUUUCCUCAAAAAUGAUCGCCCAUCCCGUGGCCAUCGGUGCUCAUUAGUUUGCCUCGUCCGGAAUCCGAAAUCCAGUCCAACCCGGCCACAUGUUCGAGAAAAUCGAGCCGGAGCUGUCCACCACCAAGAGCAGCAGCAUCAUCAGCUUCAAAAUGGAGGAACUGUCCGGAGUAAUGCUGGUGCUCCUCAUCGGCGGAGGAGUCCUGGCGGUCAUCAUUUGCUUCAUCGUGGCCAAGCGCCAGAUCGUGCGGUUCACGCUGCGAGGACGGCGGGGUCCGCACGUGGCCGUCGGCCAUGACGCCCGCAAGUCUAUCAAGAAGGAGAUCGAAAGGCGCAUCGACUCCAUUCAGAAAAUUUACUUCGAGCCGAGGCUGCUGUGGGACACGAAGAAGGACGACGGGGAGAAGUAUAUUUUGAGGCCGGACUCGAACCUGCCACCGUACUAUUACCGCAUGAAGGCCGUGGACGACGUGAAGGAGCUGGAGAAAGAGAUCGCCAAACAGGACGGAACGACUCGGCAUCCCCGGGAUAGUUUGAGAGCGUUCCUGCUGGUAUCGCUGGCCGCACCGUUGAAUGGGGCGGGACAAAGGUUGAUUCAUCAGUUUUGUGACAUGUACGAGCACGCUCGCCACGAUCCCAACGAAUUUGGUGAAGAAGAGUAUCAGGCGUACCAAAGACUGCUUAAAAAAAUUACAGAUGCGGCAAAAAUGCUAAAAUCCUUCAGCCACAGCCGCAAAUCGUCCCCGAGCCGUACGCCGGUCAAGAAGCAGAGCAAGAUGCAAUCUCUGCUGGAUCCGUCCCGUCUGCGGCCACCACCAGCUGGUGCAGGAGGUGGCGUCGUCGGAGCAGACAACCAAACCGCCCGACUCAAUCUGUCACUGGGCGUUCAACUGCAGCAUCAGCAACAGCAACAGCCAGAUUUGGACGAAAACGAGAUACUGAGCAUCUCCCAGUACCACGGGGAAACAGAAACCUUUGCCAUACACAGGUCUUUCAAAAAUUGAAAUGGUCUAGAAAUUUGGACACAGUUCUCUGUAGGAUGGUUCGUCCGCGAAAUUUUAAAUAAACUCUGACUAGAUUACUCAA
Molecule: messenger RNA, 1134 nt
Organism: Culex pipiens pallens (northern house mosquito)
Lineage: Eukaryota; Metazoa; Arthropoda; Insecta; Diptera; Culicidae
Product: protein C1orf43 homolog
Exons: 5
Coding region: 138-1052 (304 amino acids)
Source: RefSeq, a predicted model, not a curated record